Staurois parvus is the source of this 328-nucleotide messenger RNA. The record is from the annotation of a GenBank genome assembly. NCBI's taxonomy places the organism in Eukaryota, Metazoa, Chordata, Amphibia, Anura, Ranidae.
UCAAUUCUGCAAGUGGUUCUAAUUUACUAUCGGUGUUCUCUAGCUGAUCUAAAACCGCUUUUGACCUAAAGGGACGCUUUUUGGACGCCAUGGACAUUUCUCAGUUUCCAGGCAGAAAGAACAGUAAAAAUGCAGGCAGGGCACAGGACAAAGCACUCGGGACAAAAUGUAUGUGAAAUGGGUUGAUACAUAAAUGUCACUUUUUGUCAUUUUCAAAUUUCCCGCCGUUCCGUCCCCGUACGUCCCGACACUCGUAGGGGACGGAACCCAGAUGACAGAUGCCGGCAUCUGCCGGAUUACAUUGCCGGGGACACUGCAGGAGGGACAU